This is a messenger RNA of Drosophila ananassae, 3467 nucleotides long. RefSeq lists its product as uncharacterized. The transcript is spliced from 3 exons. Bases 796 to 3180 code for a protein of 794 amino acids. The record is from RefSeq and is a predicted model, not a curated record. NCBI's taxonomy places the organism in Eukaryota, Metazoa, Arthropoda, Insecta, Diptera, Drosophilidae.
UGUUACCCACACCACAGGCUAUUUAAACAAUCCCCGAAAAUGUUAGAACUCUUCCCAAAAUUCAUCAUUUGGGCCCACUGUGCGAAUCCAAAGUCUCGAGCUUUCAUAGAGCUGGAAAAUUACUCAAACCGGUGGCAUUAAAUAUUUCGAAUUUACGUUUCGAAUCGCAUCAUUCGUAUUGAUUUGUAAGCUCUUUUCGUGUAUUAGUUGACUGGUUGUGGAGAGUGACUGUCGGUGUGCUGCCUUUUUAGAUAGAUUUUCGAAUGUGUUAAACAGUUGGAAACACGUCAACUUCCCAAUUCACACGAUUCGGCAAAUAUGUAUAUGAUAGUAAAUAAAAAAUUGGUGGUUGAUUCUAAAGACGAAUACUGAAAGAUACCCAAAGACACUGUUGUCAUUGGAAAGACAAAAAUAGAAGGGGAGACAAUUAAAAAAAGUUUCAAAGCUAGUUAUUGAUUUGAGUUUUAAUUUAUGGAGUUUUUAAAAGAUAGUCGCUGAAAGAUUAAUGGAAAAUCAUUAUGACUUUUAUGCACAUUUAACUGUCUUUUGAAUAAUACCAAAGGAUUAAAAAAUGUUACCAAUCGCAUUGAAAAAAAGUUCUGAAACGGCCUUUAUUUAAGGAUUUGGAAAUUUUCCAAAACUGGUUUUGACACAGAACGUCAACCGGGUUGAAUAUAUUAGGAACUUUUAAAGAACCUUAUUCGAGAGUUUUCAAAACUAAUUUGGAAUAUAUUUCACUUUUCUUUCAGUGAUUCGUUAUAUUCGAAAAGAGCGUAAUUUUUGACAUCCGCACCCAUGUUAAUGCCGCGCUAUAUGGGCCUGAACGAUAGCUCCUCGUCGUCUGGCAACCGCGGUCCUACAGCCACCAUCACCAGCUCCAGUUCAAACUCCAGCCUGGGCUCCCCGCCCACCACAGUGGCAGCCCACACAAAGAUGCGACUGCUGAGCAAAGUGGAGCACAACAUGCGUCAGAGCCAAGGUCAGAGCGGGCAGGACAUCAACAGCCUGCUGCACACGGCGUCCUCAGGUAAUGGCGUUGUGGGCGAUGUCGACGGCCUCCUGACGCCCAUGCGCAUUAAGGCCCAUGUCUCGCCGCCCCCCUCCUCCAGCAGCAUGAGCGGGAGCUCCUCCGGAAAAUGCGACUCCUCCCUGCAGGGCAGCACUCGGCCGGAACGCAACCUGUGGAGUCGUGCCGAAAUGCUGGAGAUGCUUAAUAUUAUGCAGGAAAUGAACGCCCUGGAGCAGCUAAAUGAUCGGAAUCUGAAGAGCGAGAAUGUGUUCCGUCAGAUCGAAGAGGUGAUGCGCAGCAAGGGCUACGUGAAGAAGUCCGGAAUACAGAUCUGGACUAAGUGGAAGUUCCUGAAGUCUACGUAUAAUACUACCACGCGCCACGGCACUGGGAUACCAAAGGUGGUCCCGGAGGAGGUCUACAGAGUGCUCUGCCGCAUGCUCAGCGGUGAACGGCGCAGUGGGAGCAACAGCAAUAACAUUAGUGCCAGUCUGAGCGAAGGCGGAAAUUCAAUGGACAGUUCUAGGACGCAGGGCGAGGAUCCUAAGGAGGACAUCCUGGGCGUGGAGCAUCCCAUUUUCGGCUUUCGACUGGGGCCCAUAAAACCAGAACCAGUUGAUACAGGCUACGAGAAUCCUUCGAAAUCGGACAUGGUGUCCGAACCGGAUAUGGAUGCUUUUGAUUAUGAGGCUGAGGGGAACGGUGAUGGCACUCAGGCGGGCCAUCAAGACCAGGAGGAAGUGCCCCAUCUGCCAUUCAUUGUUUCCGUGAAGCACGAGCCAGACAUGGACUUGGGAAUGGACGAAACAAAUACGCCACCGCCAACGGCACCUGCCUCGCCAUCCCCACCGCCUGCUGAACUAGAAGAUGAUGCCGACGGAGAUCCUGUGUACACCUCAACGCCAAUGCCCCCUCUGCGAGUGGCCUCGUUCGCCAAGGAUGAUCACAAUCGUCCCAGCCACGGCAUUUUGCAAAUCGACAGGCCGCCGCCAACGCUAACCAAGAUGGGCCGGGUGGCUAGCCCCAGCCGGAUGAGUCGCUCACUACCGCUUCAGAACACGAACAACAUAAACUUUGUCCACCCCACAAGCAAGCUUAUGCUGCCCCGCAAACAGAACUCUAACCAAUCCGGCAUGAGACUUCCGAGAGAUAUUAGUGUCCAGCCGUCGGGCAUGCGUAUGAAGACUGUGCCGAUGAGGGAGACUGGCUAUCCCCAUCGUUCUGAGCGUAUGAUCUCCGAUCUGGAACAGCCCAUGACCAGUCCACCGCACUCGCCAACCAUACUGCAAACCCAUCUGAACCGAGGUCCGCCGCCCAAGUAUCCAACUCACAGCCAACAUAUGGGCCCCUCCACCAGUAGGCAAGCCCAUACAAUGUCUACCCACCAGUUGACUCCGCAUCAACACCAACAAUUGCAGACCCGCAAACGCCGAAUGGGCCAGAGCCCAACAAUGGGGAUGCCUGUUCCAGUGAAACUCCAGCGCAGCUCCACAAUGUACGACUCCAAUCCUAAAGGACCGCGUGCCAAUGCACCUCCAGUGAGCGACGAGGGUAAGAGAAAAACUAGCGAAGAGGAUUCCAAGCGACGCAAAAAGCACCAUGAAGAGCUUUUCGCAAAAGAGCUGACCCACUUGGCAAAUGCGAUGCGGGUGGCACAGAAGGAAAUGCUAGUGGACUUCUUUAAGCAACAGAAAGAGUUUGCGCGACGGGAGCACGACUUCCAGAUGAAGCAGGACACGAUGGUGAUGCGGGCAUUGCGGAAACAGACCAAUCUGCUGCUAAAAACGGCCAAGGACCUGGUCGGUGGUGAUACAAAGGCUCUUGAUACUAAAUUGGAGGCUAAGGAAGAAUCCAUACCCGAAACCCAUAUGUCUUUCGAGCCGGAAACUCAGUUGGAAACUCGAAGGACAGACCAAAUUGAAAUUAGAGACGAAAUUUCAGAUGCUCAUGCAGAAGAGGAUGGGGAUGAAAUUAUGGUGGAUCCCCAAUACAUUGAUGACGAUGAGGAUGAUGAUGGUGGCGAAGGCGAGGAGGAUGAGAACGACGACGAGGAGGAAGAUGGGGAGAACCUGGUGGACGACUUUGAUCCAGAAAUGUCUCCACUGGCCUUGUCUGCCUCAGCAUUAAGUGAAGACUAUUCUAACCAAGUUGAUGGUCAUGAGAACCAUUAGUUGCGAUUCCCAUCUUUAAGUAUUAUUUAAAAAGACAGACAUCAUUGUUGAGACCGAUUCAUUCCGAUCGCAUUCCUUAAUAUAUACUAUACAUAUAGUAUUCCUAGAGCCACACCCGCGCGUUGUUAAAAGACUUGAUUAAACUUAAGCAUUAUUACAUAAACGAAACUUAAAAUUAACUAAUAUUUAUUGUUUAUCGGAGCUUAGUGCCCAAAACUGCUGUAAAGUUAUGGAUAAAAGAAAAUUCACGAUAUUAAAAAUAAAUAUUAUUGUGUAUAUUAUUGAAA